Molecule: messenger RNA, 5655 nt
Organism: Oncorhynchus mykiss (rainbow trout)
Lineage: Eukaryota; Metazoa; Chordata; Actinopteri; Salmoniformes; Salmonidae
Source: RefSeq, a predicted model, not a curated record
CUAGCCACGACACAUGAGGCGGGGUUAUAGUGUUUCUAGGUUCUCUCUGUAUUAUUUACUGACCCACUAACCGGACACUCCGCCCUCGAGUCCCCGGUGAGGACAGCUUCCGUUACAGAGUUCACAGCUCGAGUUACCAACAGACACACUAGAUCUCUCCGCGAUACAGGAUAAUUAGCGGUUAUUAACUAUCGUUAUUAUUAACCGUUCGUUUUGUAUUUGGGACUUUGUCUAUAAAAGGACAAGACACUUUUGGAAGAAACUCCGCAGAGUUUUGUCUCAAAGCUGCUUCAACUGUCAACAGUUUUCUGGAGGAACUAAACGGGAUCUAGGAAGUGCCUCGCUUCCAGUACAAUAGAACCGAGAGAAAAGUUUUGAACCGCAGGCAGACGAGACUUUUUUUGAAAAGAGUCUCGUCAUCAGAAUAGUUGAACAAGUCACCCACGUCCGUCUGGAUUAAAACUGCUGCUGUUUGAAAAGAUCCUCUGACUCACACGAACACACAUCCCCGCUGCUCGACCGGAACGGGGCUGGAGCGGUCAUGUGUGACGGGCGUGGCGGGGUGGGGAAGUUUGUCCCGGUUUACCUGUGUCUGCGUGUUUGUUCAUGAGAUGUGGUUUGAGGCUGGGAGAUGAACCCGUGAUAAUCUCACAGAGACAUUUCACAUUCAGCCUGUAACUAUUUACUUCUGCUCAAUUCUAUUGCGUUUUACAACACGAGGAGACGCACUGACUCAAUUUGGACGACCGGUAGUUUAUAUGGUGCUGCUGAUUAACUAGUCGGUCUCGGUUUCUGUCGGCUUUGAGGAGAAAAGUCGCCGUUUUAUUUAUUUUAAACCUUAUUCGUGUUUUAUGGGACAAAUCGUGGGAAGCUGGUGUACACGGAUACGAAUACAACAUGAGCUGAGACAGUUGAACUCUUGUCGGAAAGGUUUGGUAAAUCUCCCGGUUCAACCGUGGGAUUGUAUAUUUAAUGUUCUUCAGUAACACUCGGUCGGUCGGGUUAUAUCAUUGAUCCGUCAGUGAUUAUCAGUUAGGUAUUGAUAAAGCCUAGCGCCAUGGCUCUGUCUCAGGUGCAGUGUCUCGAUGAGCAUCACAUCAACUGGCGCGUGACCGAGUCCAAACCCGAGUUCUUCUACAGCGAGGACCAGCGGCUCGCGCUCGAGGCUCUGCUGACCGGGGGGCGAGAGGCCUUUAGCAGCUACCUCAGUGAACAUGACCUCCGACACUUCCUGUCUGAACCGGAGCUCCUGCGGCUGGCGCGCACCGUGGAGGCCUACCGGCCUGGAAGCGAGCACCUCAAGGCCGAGGCGGGAGCGGGCAGCGCGUCCCCGAAGGAGUAUGACGGGGGCAAUGGGCCACUGUCAUUACAGUACUGGCCCGACCGCUCUGAAGGUUCUAUACCCGACCUGGACCUGGGCUGGCCCGACGCCGUGUCAUACCGAGGAGUGACACGUGUCAACGUGCACACGCAGCCCCCAGCUGAUGGACAAACACACAUCAAGGAGGUUGUCCGGAAGACUAUAUCACAGGCUCAGAAGGUUAUAGCAGUAGUAAUGGAUCAGUUCAGUGAUGUUGACAUCUAUAAGGACCUGUUAGAUGCGGCCUAUAAGAGAAGAGUUCCUGUCUACAUCGUCAUCGACACAUCUGCUGUCUCCUGCUUCCUGGACAUGUGUUGUAGAGCCAAUAUGCACCAGGGACACCUCAAGAACCUGCGUGUGCGAUGUAGUGAAGGAGUAGAGUUCUACACUCGCUCGGCUCAGAAGGUCCGAGGUUCUCUCAGUCAGAGAUACAUGCUGAUAGACGGAGACAGAGCUGUGACUGGAUCAUACAGCUUCACGUGGUCGGCGUCUCGUCUGGACCGGAACUUGAUCACGGUUCUGAGCGGUCAGGCAGUUGAGACGUUCGACAAACAGUUCCGUGAUCUCUACAUGACCUCUAGGGGUGUGUCCCUCGCCAAGAUUCCGCUGGAGGAGGAGCCUAUCCCUGACCUCACCCCCAUCGCCACCCCUGCCCCGGUCUCCGCAGCCGUUGCUAGGAAACUAAUCAACCCUAAAUACGCACUAGUUACGUCACAGGCUAAAGCUAACAAUGCUAGCCCAGCUAGCUCUGCUAACGACUCUAGCAACAAGAACUCCACUACCCAAAAUCCUCUGGGACGGGUUCUAAAGCCUGCCAGAGAGCCAGUGGAGGCCCCGCCCCUCCACCCAGGUCUAGCCAAUCUGGAGAAGGUGUACCUGAUCCCAUACCUGCCCACCUGGCCGGAGCCAGACCCCCCCCGCGACGUGAUUGGCUUCAUCAACGUGAGAGACGCGUCCCGCCCCCAACAGGUCCACCUCCAGAGAAGUCAACAGUUUGAGACCAGCCAGGCCAUCAGGUUCAGCUCUCCCUUCAGCCUGCCUGAGAAACCCCUACCUGAGACUGCUACUCUACGGAAUACACAGCACGACAAACAGACGCCUGAUACACAGAACCCUGAUACACAGAACCCUGACACGCCUGAUACACAGAACCCCGAUACACAGAACCCUGAUACGCCUGAUACACAGAACCCUGAUACACAGAACCCUGACACGCCUGAUACACAGAACCCCGAUACACAGAACCCUGAUACGCCUGAUACACAGAACCCUGAUACACCUGAUACACAGAACCCUGAUACACCUGAUACACAACACCCUGAUACACCUGACAUAAACCCCUCCGCCCCUCCAGUCCCUAAACCUCGCACCCUGCAGCUCCUCAUUAGCCCUGCCCAUUCUCACCAGUCUGGCCAACCACAGGUCAGCCUGGUCCCCAGGACCGAAAGCCAAUCAGGGACACCGCCUGCCUCCAUUAGCCAAUCGGAAACACUGAUGGAUCUGCCCAAGUCCCGCCAUGGGCAGAGAGAGGAGGAGGAGGAAGGGCUUGAGGAGGAGUGGCUAGAGGAGGAGGAGUGGGUGGAGGAGGGGCUAGAGGGGAGGCGGGGCAACAGUAGUCAUGACGAUAAUGACAGCAUCACGGCGCUAUGUGACCAGACAGCCAAUAACACGUCGUCUGACGACUUAUACUACGAGUGCAACGAAUCAGAACCCACAGAAUCCUCGCCGGUGGCCAAUGGGUUAACAGCAGAGUUGGGCCAGGUUGGCAAGGGUCAUAGUCAUGGAAAUGGGGUCAAUGUGAUGGCGAGGUUCUCCCAGAGCAUGCUGGACCUUCGGCCUCACAGCCAAUCAGACGACAGGGGAGUUCUAAUGAGCCAAUCACAGGACAGAAGGGGUCAACAGACACGCCCUCAGCCACACAGACACAUCGGACAGUUGUUUCAGAGCUCCAGGUCGCCAGGUCGUGAUGGACGCCAGAGUGGCAGGGCUAAAGUCGUCAUUGCCAAACCAGGAAGUGUCCACCGCUCGCCACUAGCAUCGUGCCCUGCGAUUGGAGGACAUCGCUACUUGCAGGGCCAAUCACUGCAGCCCUCCGAUACUCGCUCCAGCCGGUCGCCACGACGACACAGCCCUGCCUACAAAGGGGCGGGACUUUCCCCUGGCCACGCCUCCCCACGCCGAGCAUCCAAUCCGGCAGGAGCUAUGGGCGUGUCCUUCUCCAAACUGACCAAUCAACUACUGAGGGGGCGGUAUAUAGCCCCACAGACGAAAGCGUCGCUUGACAACAAGGAGGUCGGCUAGGAUUGACUAAUGUAUGGACCAAUGGGACGGCUAGCAGGAAGUUAUGUUUUUUAUGUUUGUCUGAUUGGUUGCUCUGACUUGAUCAUGUGUCUGAUUGGUUGCUCUAACUUGAUCAUGUGUCUGAUUGGUUGCUCUGACUUGAUCAUGUGUCUGAUUGGUUGCUCUGACCAGAUCAUGUGUCUGAUUGGAUUGCUCUGACCAGAUGAUGUGUCUGAUUGGUUGCUCUGACCAGAUCAUGUGUCUGAUUGGUUGCUCUGACUAGAUCAUGUGUCUGAUUGGAUUGCUCUGACUUGAUCAUGUGUCUGAUUGGUUGCUCUGACCAGAUCAUGUGUCUGAUUGGUUGCUCUGUUCAGAUCAUGUGUCUGAUUGGUUGCUCUGACCAGAUCAUGUGUCUGAUUGGUUGCUCUGUUCAGAUCAUGUGUCUGAUUGGUUGCUCUGACCAGAUCAUGUGUCUGAUUGGUUGCUCUGACUAGAUUAAUAACUUGACUGGACAUUUGGAUGUUUCUCUAUUGUUUAAAGAAUGUUAUCUGAAUGUUGAAAAUGAGACUCAGCAAUAUGUUGCCACAAGGAGCAGGAUGAACAGAGAAUAUUGCAGAUGAACAUGAUACAAGACGAUGCAGUAACUCAGGGUAUCUGUACAGGAGAUCAUGAUUCACUCUGAUACAACGUGAUAGCUGCAGGACCAAGACAGACUCACUCUGAUACAACGUGAUAGCUGCAGGACCAAGACAGACUCACUCUGAUACAACGUGAUAGCUGCAGGACCAAGACAGACUCACUCUGAUACAACGUGAUAGCUGCAGGACCAAGACAGACUCACUCUGAUACAACGUGAUAGCUGCAGGACCAAGACAGACUCACUCUGAUACAACGUGAUAGCUGCAGGACCAAGACAGACUCACUCUGAUACAACGUGAUAGCUGCAGGACCAAGACAGACUCACUCUGAUACAAUGUGAUAGCUGCAGGACCAAGACAGACUCACUCUGAUACAACGUGAUAGCUGCAGGACCAAGACAGACUCACUCUGAUACAACGUGAUAGCUGCAGGACCAAGACAGACUCACUCUGAUACAACGUGAUAGCUGCAGGACCAAGACAGACUCACUCUGAUACAACGUGAUAGCUGCAGGACCAAGACAGACUCACUCUGAUACAACGUGAUAGCUGCAGGACCAAGACAGACUCACUCUGAUACAACGUGAUAGCUGCAGGACCAAGACAGACUCACUCUGAUACAACGUGAUAGCUGCAGGACCAAGACAGACUCACUCUGAUACAAUGUGAUAGCUGCAGGACCAAGACAGACUCACUCUGAUACAACGUGAUAGCUGCAGGACCAAGACAGACUCACUCUGAUACAACGUGAUAGCUGCAGGACCAAGACAGACUCUCGCUUCAUAUUCUUAGUUUUCGCAGAAGUCGUCAAAUUCUGCUGUUUACUUUUUGCAUCGCUGACUCUACCUUUAACUAACCUUGUCUGGAUUCUGUCUACUGUCUAUCUACUGUCUAUCUACUGUCACAUGAAUUGAAUGUUUCCAGGACAUUUUCCAGCUGGUUUUUGAAUGUUUGCCAGAAAAAUGUUUUAAUGAUGUUGUUUUUUUAACAUGGCCUUUCCUGGCCAAUGGGGCGAUCUGGACGUAAUCUGGCCAAUGGGGCGAUCUGGACGUAAUCUGGCCAAUGGGGCGAUCUGGACGUAAUCUGGCCAAUGGGGCGAUCUGGACGUAAUCUGGACAUUUGUUGAAACCUUAAGAUUUAAGGAUUUAUUUGAUUUUCCUCUGUUUGAGAGGGCUGUCCUCUCCAGGCCCCCGUAGUCUGACCAGCUAGGUUUACUUGGCUGGAGAGACUCUGAGUGGCCUAACGCUCACUCUGAUUGGUUACUGGGACUAUGGGGGCGUGAGUAACGUUUUGAAACGAUGGCAGAUUUUUGCCGAUGUUGGACAUGAACGUUGUUAAAACAUUAGGAGAAUUAUCAAUAAAGUGAUCUUGACUGAA